UCAAACACAGCUGUACAAGUACACUUUCAAGUUCAAGUGCGGCUUGGAAGUGCAAUAAUUCUUAUCAGCAAACAGCUUUGCAUUAGCUUCCGGAUUUGAACAGUUAAUUCAUUCAAAAUGCAUUUCGUCUGCGAUCUCAGUUUAAUUUUGAUUGCAAUGUGCACGGUUCGGAGAAUACGACUCACAAUGGAAAACUAUUUCGUUUUACUGCUGAUUCUUUUGGCUGUACCUUGGUCCUUUCAAGCCACCCCCAAGCUUAAGCCAACCAAGGCUGCCAUUAUAGACUUGAAGAACAAAACUGAAGUAGUACCGUCAAGUAGCAUGCCCAUUGCCAAUGUCACAGCCUUGCACGAGAAGUUGGCAGAAGUCCACAUUGAUCAGCACAAAACCAUUCGCAUUAGCAAAGGAGAUCUGGAUGAUCUAUUGGACGUUUAUAUGGGUAAAAUAGCAGAGAGUGCAGCCACCAUCAAGGACAGAGAAAAUGAAAUAAACAAGCUUCAAACCAAGGAACACACUGACGACGAUCUACUGAAGAGAUUUGAGAAUCUCACAGAGAUUUGUAAUGCUCAAAAUGCUACAUAUACAGCCAAACUGAAGGAAAAGGCGGAUCAAAUCAAGGAACUCGAGCAAAAGGUCAAGGUCUACGAGACCAGAUUGAAGAGGAAACAGCACGUGUUGACUGAUUUAAGAAAACAGAACACCUCCAGUGCGGCAUUGAUCGAUCAUCUGAGAGCCAAAGUCGUAUAUUUUGAAGGGUUCCUGCCCUUUCUGGUGUCCUGUGAGGGUCUCACGACCGCCGGUCCUGGAUGGAUGGCUAUUCAGCGUCGACUGGAUGGCUCUGUGAGCUUCUAUCGCAACUGGGAUCAGUACAGGAAAGGGUUUGGCAAGCUCAACGGGGAGUUCUUUAUUGGCCUCGAAAAACUGCACCGCCUGACCAGCUCCCAGCCUCAUGAGCUCUACAUAAGCUUCAGGAGAUUCAAUGGAGAGUCAAGCUAUGCUCACUACGAUGACUUUGUUAUUGGCAGCGAGGAGGAAGGCUACGAAUUGAAAUUGCUCGGCCAUUAUCUCUACUCUAGAGGCUUUAAGAGCACUGUGAAACCAGAUAAAUCUCAAUACGAAGCCGAGCGCCAAACGCCGAACCCCAUUCGUCUUUGUUAUUUACUCUUCCGACACCCGCCGCCCGCCGCCCGCCGCCCGCCACCAUUCGACAGUUGAUUAGCUUUCGAUUUUUCGCCCUCUCCUCUCCCGGGUACAAUAAUUACUUCGUUACAGUUCACUGCAGUUCGCUGCUCUAGACAUUUGUUUAUUCGCGCACAAGUGAUUAGUGCAAUUAAUUCUCAUUUUCAUUUUCAUUUUCAUUUGUGCUCGCAUUUCGUUCGCUGUUGCAACAAUUUAAUGAAAUCUAAUUGAGCUCUGACUCUGGUCUUGAAGUGCUUCUAUGGGCCUGGUCUGGACUGCCCCCACCAUUUGUCACUUGCACUUUUAUUGCCGAGGGACCGCUGUGGGAGUGGAGAAACUCAAUUGGAGUAAAUAAAGGCUUGACAAAUUAGCCAAAGUCGAGGCAUAAAAUAUAAAUGAAUAUCGAUGCGACGGAGGAUUUAUGGUCUGAGAAGAACAAUUUUUAUUUAAAUUGAGUUUAUUCCAGUUUCAUACAGAAUCUUACAGAUCUUUGGAACAUUUAAACAUUUGUUGUUUCCUCCAAUGUUACUUUACUCUAAUUUGUAGUUUCUAAGGCACUUAAUAUAUGUAUCUGCAGAGGCCUGAACAGAAGCCACCGCUGUUGCAUGGACACUCGGAUCAAAUGAAUGUAGAGUGCACUCUGCACUUUAUUGUAAAUAUAAACAAUGGCAUUGACGUCGUUGACGAUGUAGCCCGCCCAUCUA
This is a messenger RNA of Drosophila miranda, 1883 nucleotides long. RefSeq names its product fibrinogen gamma chain-like. The transcript has 2 exons. Lineage: Eukaryota; Metazoa; Arthropoda; Insecta; Diptera; Drosophilidae. The record is from RefSeq and is a predicted model, not a curated record. The coding region runs from base 118 to 1215 and encodes 365 amino acids.